GCCAGUGUGCACUGUGCUUUCCGUGGCCUGACUGUAAACCAGGCCAGACUGCUGAGCUGUUUCUAUGGUGCUACAUCAGAGGCUUAAGAGUCACUGCACGCAGCCAAUCAGAUGGCUUGUGGGGGAACCGUGUGGGCUGUAGUAGCUAAGAGAGUGAGUUUGUGAACUUAUUUUUGUUUGGUACAGAGAGGGCAACUUUCCUAGAAGAGCACAGGAGAAGAAAACUCAUCAUUUUCAAUGGAAUGACAACUGGUUUCUGUUGGCUGCAGUCUCAGCGUGGACAUUGAGUCUCUGAAGCUAUUGAGUUCAGUCACUUCCACUUGUAUUGUUAUAGAGCACUUUCUUCAUGUUUUAUGGGUGGGAAGUGAGCAAACGACGAGGAAGACUUCACCCUGAAAACAGGGUCAGAAAGAAGUAGUUUUUGGCAUCUGCUCAGGACAGAACGAAAGUUGUUCUGAAAGCUGUAGAAAGAAAAUUCAGUUGCCAUGGCAGAUAAUGUUAUUGAGGAGACCGAUAACUACCCUGGCAAAGAUGAGCUGGACUGGGGCUAUGAAGAAGGUGUUGAAUGGGGUCUUCUGUUUCCUGAGGCAAAUGGAGAGUACCAAUCCCCCAUAAACCUUAACUCUAGGGAGGCCCGCUAUGACCCGCGGCUCCUGGAGGUGGGGCUUAACCCCAACUAUGUCGUUUGCAGGGACUGUGAAGUCAUUAACGACGGUCAUACUGUGAGGAUCAUGCUCAAGUCCAAAUCAGUUGUGACUGGAGGUCCGCUCCCUAGUGACCAUGAGUAUGAACUGAGCGAGGUGCGCUUCCACUGGGGGAAAGAGAACCAGAGGGGAUCUGAACACACUGUCAACUUCAAGGCUUUUCCUAUGGAGCUUCAUCUAAUCCACUGGAACUCUACAUUAUUCAACGGCGUGGAGGAGGCCAUGGGCAAGAAAAAAGGCAUUCUUAUCAUCGCCCUGUUUGUGCAGAUUGGGAAGGAACAUCUUGGGCUGAAGGCCAUCACAGACGUCCUGCAGGACCUGCAGUAUAAGGGAAAGACAAAAAUAAUUCCAUGUUUUAACCCCAACACAUUACUGCCUGAUCCUCUCUUAAGAGAUUACUGGGUGUAUGAGGGCUCUUUAACCACACCACCCUGUAGUGAGAACGUCACCUGGAUUCUUUACCGUUACCCCCUUACCAUCUCUCAGAUGCAGGAGGUUCUGCAGCGGAUGCCGCCAUCUCUGGAGGUUCGGCAGCGGAUUCAUGCACAGGAAAGGCCCUUGGAGCAGACUCGUGGAUAG
This is a messenger RNA of Sinocyclocheilus rhinocerous, 1283 nucleotides long. Its product is annotated as carbonic anhydrase-related protein-like. The record is from RefSeq and is a predicted model, not a curated record. NCBI's taxonomy places the organism in Eukaryota, Metazoa, Chordata, Actinopteri, Cypriniformes, Cyprinidae. Gene Ontology annotation, molecular function: zinc ion binding; carbonate dehydratase activity. The coding region runs from base 486 to 1283 and encodes 265 amino acids. The transcript has 8 exons.